AGAGAGAAACCAAACAUACAUGAGCCUGUUGUAGAGAGAGAAACCCAGCCCCACCUAAAAGGAAGCCUCUCCAUUGAGAUUCCCACAGUCAUGGAGAAGCCUUUCCUCUCUUCUUGGCCUUGGGCAAACCUGGGCAACUUCAAGUAUGUUCUAUAUGGACCACUAAUUGCAGAGACUGUGAGAUUGAGACAUUGGGGGAAAAAUUAUCAAGCAAAAGAGGAUUGGUGUCUCCACAUACUCCUAAUCUCAACACUUAGAUGCUUUAUUCACCAGUUGUGGUUCUCUUACUCUUCUAUACAUUUCUUGGCGGAAAAACACAGGAUUAUGAAGCAAGGGGUCGAUUUUCAGCAGAUUGAUAGAGAGUGGGACUGGGAUAAUUUCAUUAUUCUUCAGGCAGUGAUGGCUGCUUUAUUUUGCCGUAUCUCCUGGUUUUCAGAGAGCUUUCCUUUGUGGAAUUUAAAUGGAUUCCUUUGUGCAAUGGCCAUACAUGCUGCCGUUGCAGAACCUCUGUAUUACUUUUUCCACAGAGCCUUUCACUCAUACAAAUGCCUCUACAACCAUUACCAUUCUCUCCACCAUUCCUCUGUGGAAACCCAGUCUUUCACAGCUGGAAAUGCAAGUCUACUAGAGCACAUGGUCCUCAGUAUGGUUAUGGGGAUCCCUCUUCUAGGUUCUAUGUGGCUUGGAGGCACAUCUACAGGCCUUAUCUAUCUUUAUAUUUUGGGUUUUGACUUCUUGAGGUCCCUAGGCCAUUGCAAUGUUGAAGUUAUUCCUGCCAAGCUCUUCGAUUGCUUCCCAUUCAUAAGAUAUCUUAUUUACUCUCCAACAUACCACAGCUUACAUCAUCAGGAGCAAGACACCAACUUCUGCCUUUCCAUGCCCCUUUACGACGCCCUAUUUCACACUCUCAACCCUAAAUCGUGGGAUCUCCAAAGGAAGAACAGCAAAGGUGAAGAAGCGAGAGUAGCGGAUUUUGUGUUCCUUGCUCACAAUGUGGACGUGUACGCUUCGUUGCAUCAUGCAUUUCUGAUGCGGUCUUUCAGUUCCUUGCCAUGUGAGAUGAGGUUAUGCUUAGUGCCACCGUGGUCCAUUGCAUUUUUGUUCAUGUUGGGAUUGUCGUCCUUCAGGGGGAAUACCAUGAUCAUCUCUUCUUACCACCUCAGAAAAAAGAUGCAACAGACUUGGGGUGUCACAAGAUAUGGCUUCCAGUACUUCUUGCCCUUCUGUAAAGAUGAGAUCAAUAAUACCAUUGAGGAGGCCAUUUUAAGUGCAGAUAAAGCUGGAGUUAAGGUCUUAAGCUUGGCAGCUUUGAAUAAGAGUGAAGCACUUAAUGGUGGGGGAAAGAUAUUUGUUGACAAAAACCCCAAUCUUAGAGUGAGAGUUGUCCAUGGAAACACUCUCACUGCUGCAGUCAUUCUACGUGAGAUCAAUGAGAAGGUGGAUGAUGUUUUCUUGACUGGGGCUACAUCUAAACUGGGAAGAGCCAUAGCUAUCUAUCUUUGCAUUCGAAAAGUUCGGGUUUUGAUGCUCACAAACUCCAAGAAACGAUUCGAGAGCAUAUUGCACGAAGCCCCAGUUGAGUAUCGCAAGUUCCUUGUCCAUGUGACUCGGUAUGACGAAGGCAAAAACUGCAAGACUUGGAUUGUGGGUAAAUGGAUGUCCGCAAGGGACCAAAGAUGGGCUCCCCCUGGAACAUAUUUCCAUCAAUUUGCAAUUCCGGUGAUCACAGAAUCUAGAAGAGAUUGCAAAUAUGGGAAAAUGGCGGCCAUAAGAUUGCCUGAAGAUGUUCAGGGCUUGGGAUCCUGCGAGUAUGUGAUGGGUCGAGGCGUCGUACACGCAUGCCAUGCUGGAGGUAUGGUUCAUUUAUUAGAAGGUUGGAAGCACCAUGAAGUCGGAGCCAUUGAUGUGGAUAUGAUUGAUGUGGUUUGGAACAAAGCUCUCAAACAUGGAUUCAAACCAGUUACAGACUAGAGAUUUCUUGUGUCACUUAUUCUAGUUGGAAUCUGCAAGGGCGUUACAUAUCUAAUACACUUUUGCUUUUCAUUUUUUAUUUUGGAUUGCAUGAGGCAAGGAAAUUAUGCAUUGAUUAUAUUGGGAAUGAUCAAAAUCAUUCAUAUUUGGAGAUAUUCGAUGUUUCAUGCCCUCGAA
Amborella trichopoda is the source of this 2148-nucleotide messenger RNA. RefSeq names its product very-long-chain aldehyde decarbonylase CER3. Gene Ontology annotation, molecular function: oxidoreductase activity; iron ion binding. Gene Ontology annotation, biological process: lipid biosynthetic process. Lineage: Eukaryota; Viridiplantae; Streptophyta; Magnoliopsida; Amborellales; Amborellaceae. The record is from RefSeq and is a predicted model, not a curated record.